This is a messenger RNA of Meloidogyne enterolobii, 1791 nucleotides long. NCBI's taxonomy places the organism in Eukaryota, Metazoa, Nematoda, Chromadorea, Rhabditida, Meloidogynidae. The record is from the annotation of a GenBank genome assembly.
AUGGGACUGACAUGUGAUGACGCCCAUACAAUUCUUUUGGAUCAAAUUUAUGAUGAAGAUGAAUUGUUUAAACAAAAUAAAUCAAAUCAACAAAAUAUUACUCAACAAAACAAUAUUGAUUCUUCAAUAUUAAAUCAAAAUACAAGCAAUAGUUAUAACUGGGAAUCUUCUAAAGAGAAUCAACAUUUUGCCAAUACACUUCCAUAUCAAACACCUAAAGUUUCAGACAUAAACAUCCAAAAAUCUAACAUUUCUGAACGUCUAACAAGUCAUCAACAAGCAUCUCCCUCCAAAUCAUUCCAAUCUCACAAACCUGCAAGUCGAAUUGUUUCUAAUCAUGGGACGGAUGAUUGCUCAAAAUUAAUAAUGGAAUUAAAUCGAUAUCAACCUGCUGGUGGAGAGACUAAGCGUCAACUUGGCAUCGUCGUUGCGAAAACUCCUAAUUUUGCUAUUCUUUUUACAAGAUUAUAUGGAGAUGCAAUUGUAUUGCCUCGAUAUAUGAAUAGCCAAGAAGAAUUUGAUCAACUUUUUGUGUUAGGACGAUUUAUUGGUGCCACAUUUUCUAGAGUUAAUGAACCAAAACUUAAUGAGUUAACCUAUCAAUUUAUGUGCCUUCCAGAAUAUAAACUUAAUAAAAGACAAUUGAUUGAAACUCGUGUUGUUCUUGGACAAUUUGUGCUGGCUUUUGUAAAAUGCGACUUUAGACAAAAUAAUAUUAGGGAUUGUACUGAGGAGAUGAAAGAAAACACAGAAACUGAACAACGCCAAUAUAUUGAGACUGAACUCGGAAAUGUACUUUUGGUCAAUGCAGUUAUUGAUUAUAAUGAUUUACGUGGUAAAGUAGUUGAUCUUUGGUUAUCACAUAUUCAGAAAAGUUAUGGAUGUUAUUGGCAAAUUUAUCUUUCGGAAAAGAAUAUGUUACAGAACAAUUUAAAAAUCGACGAAAUUAAAAUUAUUGAAGAUAGUACAUUAGAAAAUGAACAUAGAGUUGAAUAUGUGACUAGUAAUUAUCUCUCCGAAGAUUUAUUCUCUAAUAAUAUUGUUUUACAAGAGCAAAAUUACGGGAUUAAUAAAACAAAUUUAUCAAAUAAUUUUCAACAACAAAAUUCAACGGCAAAAUCUCUUUCUGGUUUGGUUGGAUAUGAAAAACCGGAAACGGUUGAUUUGAUGGGUCAGAAACAGCCAUCCCUGUUGCCCAAUUUUGGUGAUGAUCCACCUGUUCCUGAUCAGAAAAAUUCAAUUUUAAAACCAAUUCCGUCGAAAUAUGUAGAAGAUUACAAUCAAUUUUGGCAUGCGAAUUUUCCUGAUACUAUUCCGUUUAAUAAUGACUCUUCAAGCCAUGCAAGUGCUGAAAGUUCCAAUACUCAACAUUAUUUCUCGGAUCUCUCUUCUAAUCUUGGGGAUCGUGAUUUAAUUAUUCGUUCCACACCUCCGCCGACAAUUGAAAAUAAUUUUGGAAAAACUUUACAACAACAAAAGCAAAAUAUUAAUAAAAAUAAUCUUCAGUCCCAAAGCUGGGAUGAUAUUGGAUUGGGGAAUGACUUAUUUGGGAAUGAUUGUGGGAGUGAUGAUUCUGAUUUUCUUGUAAAGAAUACUCAACAUUGUCAACAAUCAAUGGUUGGGACAUCUAAUUCUCUUUUGGGAAAUAAUAAUUUAAAUAAUAACAAUAACGCAUCCAAAAGUAUCAACAAAUUUGUAGGUCCAAUUGGUUUUGAUUGUGAAGUGAUUGGUAUUUCAUCACAUGAGGAAACAAAGAAUAAUAGGGAUUAUGAUGAUUUGAUAAUGCUUUGA